Lycium barbarum (goji berry) is the source of this 4536-nucleotide messenger RNA. RefSeq names its product pentatricopeptide repeat-containing protein At3g49730-like. Bases 1 to 2457 code for a protein of 818 amino acids. Gene Ontology annotation, molecular function: protein binding. The transcript is spliced from 5 exons. Lineage: Eukaryota; Viridiplantae; Streptophyta; Magnoliopsida; Solanales; Solanaceae. The record is from RefSeq and is a predicted model, not a curated record.
AUGUGUCUACUCAUGGCAAAACCCUCAACAAUUUCAACCAAAAUACACCCUCACUUCACAAAUCUCCAAAUGUUAAAACCUAUCACUCUUUUGGGUUCAUCAGUGAGCUUCCGUGCAGCUUAUUCACUGCAUAUCCUACCGGAAAAUUCCUCAAUCUCUUCAAAGGGUAAAUCUUUUUUACAUUCCCAAUCUACCCUUUUAAAUUCUUCUGCUUUUUUAAACAAACACUUCAACAAUCAUGAUGAAUUUUUAGUUUAUGUAGAGAAAGUUCAUAAAAUUUCAAGAAAAUUUUACUAUAGGGUUCCAAACAGCUCAGUUUCUUCAAAGUUUAAAUCUUUUUUACAUUCCCAAACUACCCUUUUAAGUUCUUCUCAAAAUAAUGAAUUUAUAGCUGAUAUAGAAAAAGUUCAUAAAAUUUCAAGAAAAAUUCACUAUAGUGUUCCAAACACCUUAGUUUCUUCAAAGUUUAAAUCUUUUUUGCAUUCCCAAACUACCCUUUUAAAUUCUCCUCAAAAUGAUGAAUUUUCAGCUAAAGUUUAUAGAAUUUCAAGAAAAUUUCACUCUAGUUCUUUAAAGGGUAAAUCUUUUUUACAUUUCAAAACUACCUUUUUAAAGUCUCCUCAAAAUGAUGAAUUUUCAGCUACAGUUUAUGGAAUUUCAAGAAAAUUUCACUCAUUUUGUUCAAAGGGUAAAUCUUUUUCACAUUCCCAAACUACCCCUUUAAGGUCCCCUCAAAAUGAUGAAUUUUCAGGUGAUGUAGAGAAAGUUUAUAGAAUAUUAAGAAAAUUUCACUCAAGGGUUCCAAAACUUGAACUUGCUUUGUUAGAAUCUGGUGUUGUAGCACGUUCAGGAUUAACCGAACGCGUAUUAAAUCGUUGUGGUGAUGCUGGGAAUUUAGGGUUUAGAUUCUUUGUAUGGGCAUCAAAGCAACCUGGUUAUAGGCAUAGUUAUGAUGUGUAUAAAGCAAUGGUGAAAAUAUUAGGGAAAAUGAGACAGUUUGGUACUGUAUGGGCACUUGUUGAAGAAAUGAGGAAAGAAAAUCCUCAGUUUUUAACACCAGAAGUGUUUAUUGUUUUAAUGAGGAGAUUCGCCUCAGCGAGAAUGGUGAAGAAAGCGAUUGAAGUGUUAGAUGAAAUGCCUAAAUAUGGUGUUGAGCCGGAUGAGUAUGUUUUCGGGUGUUUGUUGGAUGCUUUGUGUAAAAAUGGUAGCGUAAAAGAGGCGGCUAAGUUGUUCGAUGAAAUGAGGUUUAGUAGGUUUAGUCCUACGAUAAAGCAUUUUACGUCGUUGUUGUAUGGUUGGUGUAAAGAAGGGAAGCUUACGGAAGCGAAAGUCGUGUUGGUGAAAAUGAGGGAGGCGGGUUUUGAGCCUGACAUUGUGGUUUAUAAUAAUUUGCUUAAUGGUUAUGCUGUAGCUAGGAAAAUGGCGGAUGCGUUUGAUCUUUUGAUGGAGAUGAGAAGAAAAGGUUGCAACCCAAAUGGAACUUCGUAUACGAUAGUAAUUCAGGCGCUUUGUUUGCAGGAUAAGAUGGAGGAAGCUAUGCGGGUAUACUUAGAUAUGGAGAGAAGUGGAUGUGAAGCUGAUGUUGUAACAUAUACUACUUUGAUAAGUGGAUUUUGUAAGUGGGGAAAGAUUGAAAAAGGUUAUGAACUUCUCGAUACUAUGCUGCAGAAAGGGUUUAACCCGAAUCAAACUACUUAUUUGCCUAUAAUGUUGGCACAUGAGAAGAAGGAAGAGUUAGAAGAGUGUUUGGAACUUGUGAAGGAAAUGGAAAAGAUUGGUAUACCUCCCGACCUUAACAUCUAUAAUAUAGCAAUUCGUUUAGCUUGUAAAUUAGGGGAAGUUGAUGAAGGUGUUCGAGUAUGGAACCAAAUAGAAGCAAAUGGGAUUAGUCCGGGGAUUGACACGUUUAUCAUUAUGAUUAAUGGUUUUGUUGAGCAAGGGCGUCUAGUAGAAGCUUGUGAUCACUUUAAAGAAAUGAUCGGGAGAGGUCUUUUUUGUGCUCCUCAAUAUGGUACUCUGAAGGACCUAUUGAAUACUUUGUUACGAGCGGAAAAACUCGAACUAAGUAAAGAUGUGUGGAGUUGCAUAACGACCAAAGGGUGUGAGCUUAAUGUGUCUGCAUGGACUAUUUGGAUUCAUGCAUUGUUUUCAAAUGGACACGUGAAAGAGGCUUGUUCGCAUUGUUUAGAUAUGAUGGAUGCGGGUUUGAUGCCUCAGCCAGACACAUUUGCCAAGCUUAUGAGGGGUCUAAGGAAGCUUUAUAAUAGACAGAUUGCUGCAGAGAUUACAGAAAGGGUGCGGAAGAUGGCUGAAGAGAGAAAUAUGACUUUCAAGAUGUACAAGAGACGUGGUGAAAGAGACUUGAAUGAAAAAGCUAAGGAAAAACUGGAUGGGAGAAAGAGGAGAGCUCGGCGACGUCGUUGGGGUAGCCAUCAUAGUCAGGCUAAGACGUUGUGAUAUGAGAUAUCAGUGAGGAGGAUACUAUGAUGCAGUUUGACUUCAUAUUACAUGAAGGAACACGCUUUAAGUUGGAAUCUCAUUGAUGGGGGGAGAAUUCUUGCAAAUAUCACAAGAUCUCUUAUUGAUUUACACUAUAGAACUGAAACUUCACUAACUUUUGCUAUUCACUCAAGUAUCAGAACUGUUCUGGUUUGCUCUGUCCUCCAGCCAAGGAGAAGGCUGAAAUGUGCACAGACAGCAGCUUCCAGCUAAAAUGUGCACCAAGGCAACCAAGCUAUAUUGUUAAAUAGCAGAACCAAAUGAUAUAUUGUUAAAUAUUUUCGGCAUCAUAUAAGGAUAAUAUCAGAGUGCUCGAAUUAUCAGAAGAUUAGUCUUAGGCUCUUAGCAACAUGGGCCUUUCUGGCCAGAUCUAUUUCGGUGCAGAAUUGGGGCAUGCGAGGAACGCUUGGUGAAGGGAGUGACUCGGAAGAUUAAGGUGUUGAGAUUGCGUCAGGUGCUGAUUACAGCUAUUUUGAGUUGGAGAUCUCCUGGGAAUCAAAUUGAGUUAGCUGAGACAGUCGUUUGUGUUUUGAUGCUUAUACUAAAAAGGUCUUUUUGUGUAGUGCAGUUUUUCGUUCUCCAUGUAUCCGUUGUACUUCUCUUGCAUGUUGUGUUGUCCAAUCAAUUGCUUUUUCGUGUAUCUCUACCGAUCGUUUUAUAUUCCUUUGAAUAUAGUCUUCUAAAUUUAUUUUGUCAUUAUUGUCGAAUCAAAUAAUUGAAAAGAUUAAAUGUAACAGGAAAAAAAGUAAAUUAAAGUAAGACAUGACAAGAAAAGUAACUUUGGUGAACAAUUUGCCAAUGAAUGCUAUGAGUGACUAUAAAUGUUGCACUAUUAACGGGUUGAAAUAUUCCAAGGAUUGCUCCUUUAUGUUUUUUCUUCUUUAGGGGGGAAGGCUAAAACAAAAAACAAUGGUGGUUCUAUUUUAAGGAGGAGGGAUAUAUCAACGCUCCACAACCUUGCUAGACUCUUAAAAACGUUAUAUAAAAUGCGUUCUUAUUUACAUCCCUAAACUAUGCGAGGGUAAUAUAACAACACCCCCCCCCCCUCUCCCGAACUUAUUUUUUUAACAUUAUUUACACCCCUGAAUUAUUUUGGUCCAAAGAAGAAACCGGAGAAGGCGAAGAAUGUGGCCAAUCCAGUGUUCGAGAAGCGGCCAAAGCAGUUUGGUAUCAGUGAGGCUCUUCCACCCAAGAGGGAUCUCACAAGGAACGUGUGCAUGCCUCGGGGGGUUCAACUCCAAAGGAAGAAGAGGAUUCUCAAGCAGCGAUUGAAGAUCCCUCCUGCUCUCAACCAGUUCUCCAAAAUCCUUGACAAGAACCUCGCUACUAACCUAUUCAAGAUGCUUCGGAAGUACAGGCCUGAGGACACAGCUGCAAAGAAGCUCGUCUUGUGAAAAGGGCUCUAGCUGAAGCUGAAGGAAAAACUCCUGAAACAAAGAAACCGAUCAUCGUGAAGUAUGGGCUGAAGCACAUAACUUACCUUAUUGAGCAGAACAAAGCUCAUUUAGUAGUGAUUGCUCAUGAUGUGGACCCAAUAGAGUUGGUUGUCUGGCUUCCUGCACUAUGCAGAAAGAUGGAAAUUCCUUACCGCAUUGUUAAGGGGAAAGCACGUCUAGGAUCGAUAGUGCACAAGAAAACUGCAUCAGUACUGUGUUUGACUACAGUGAAGAAGGAAGAUAAGACGGAGUUCAGCAGAAUUUUGGAGGCAAUUAGGGCUAACUUCAAUAACAAGUAUGGGGAGAACAGAAAGAAGUGGGGUGGUGGUGUCACGGUUCCAAGUCACAGGCCAGGACCAAAGCCAAAGAGAGGGUUCUCGCCAGGUAAGCUGCCCAGAGAUUGAACUAAGAGCUUGCUGUGAUGCGCAAUGCAAUUGGAUUAGAGAGUUGCUCUGCUAUUUUUUGUGUUUGGUUCACAUGCUUGACAGUUUUAGGGAUAUUAGGUUGAUGAGUUUCUUUAUGUUUGCCUUCUUUUAGAGUUUUGCUUUGUGGAAGAGUUGUUUAUCUGAAGUUUUUGUUAGAUAUUUUGUUGAGUUGGUUA